AUGAGUGCUGUUACAGGCGAUUUGCAGGCUGACCUGGCCAAGCUGCAGAGCAGCAUCCAGGCACUCGACCCCGCAGAGAUGCAGGCCAACGUGGACAAGCUCGCCGAGCAGAUCCGUGCCCUCAAUGGCAAACUGCAGGCUGGCGUCAGUGCCCUGGGCAGCGCAACCCAGGCCGCAGCCGCUGCCCGCCCUCCCUCCGAGGCCCCCGGCCCUGUGCGCGAGCGCAUCAGCCAGAUGAGCAGUGAGGUGGUCGACAGCAACCCCUACAGCCGGUUGAUGGCGCUGCAGCGCAUGGGCAUCGUGAAGGACUAUGAACGCAUUCGCGACAAAACGGUGGGGGGCAAAGCAUGCCGCACCUCACCGGGUGGCGAUGGGGGCGGAGGGCUGGCGUAG
Monoraphidium neglectum is the source of this 393-nucleotide messenger RNA. Its product is annotated as ubiquitin-like modifier-activating enzyme 5. Bases 1 to 393 code for a protein of 130 amino acids. The record is from RefSeq and is a predicted model, not a curated record. Lineage: Eukaryota; Viridiplantae; Chlorophyta; Chlorophyceae; Sphaeropleales; Selenastraceae. The transcript is spliced from 4 exons.